Aspergillus oryzae RIB40 is the source of this 747-nucleotide messenger RNA. RefSeq lists its product as uncharacterized. Lineage: Eukaryota; Fungi; Ascomycota; Eurotiomycetes; Eurotiales; Aspergillaceae. The transcript has a single exon. The record is from RefSeq and is a predicted model, not a curated record. The coding region runs from base 1 to 747 and encodes 248 amino acids.
AUGUUCACCUGUUUGGUUUCUAGCAAUAGCCGUACCACUGUCUCGUGCCCAUUCUCUGCAGCCCAGGAGAGUGGUGUUCGGCUAGAGUCGUCUUUAGUAUCCACAUCAGCCUCUCCAGUGUCGAUCAGCAGUUUGACUAAGAAGUCAUGUCCAUUCUCCGCAGCCCGAGAUAGUGGUGUUCGGCCAGCUUCAGAAUCUUUUGAGUUCACUUCAGCCUGUCCAGUUUCCAGUAACAGCCUGGCCACCGUCUCAUGUCCAAGCUCCGCAGCCCAACCAAGUGGUGUCGACCCGGUGACAUCUUUUGAGUUUACAUCGACUUUGCCGGUGUUAAGGAGGACCUUCACUACCGCCUCAUCCCCUGAUUGUGCAGCCAAUGUUAAAGGGGUUAGAAACAAACUAUCGCUUGAAUUCACAUCAACUAGCCCGGAUUCGAGUAACAGUUGCACCACACCGGCAUGUCCAUUUCCUGCAGCCCAACCUAGCGGUCCCCGACCCAGCUCAAAAUCCACGGCGUUUAGAUCAACUUUUCCGGUUUCAAGUAAAAGGUGGACCAUCUCCUCGUGCCCGUUCAUCGCGGCGAUGGACAUUGCAGUUAAGCCUGAUUCAUCGCCUGCAUCCGGGAAAGCGCCCUCUCGGAUGCUAAUCCAUGCAGUAUCUUCCACACCGUGCGCCGCAGCCCAGACUAGCGCUGAGCUCUCUGAGUUCCAUGCAUUAAACCGAUACAAGUAUGGGUUGAUGACAGCGUGA